AUGUUGGCCCCUCAUCGGGUCGCUUCGCUGCCCCCAUCGUUCUACUACAUCCCCAACUUCAUCACCGCGGAAGAGGAGACUGCUAUCCUUGAAAAGAUUCCUCCAAGCCGGUGGCACACCCUCCACCACCGCCGCCUCCAAGCCCACCCCUCCACGCUCUCGGCCACAAGCACUCUACUAGCCGCCCCGCUCCCGCCAUGGCUGCUCAACCCGGUAGUGAAGAGACUCGAAGAAUACGGCGUGUUCAGUGAGACGCCUCACCAGGCGCCCAACCAUGUACUAGUGAACGAGUACCGCGCCGGCGAGGGAAUCAUGCCGCAUGAAGACGGCGGGGCGUACGCGGAAGUUGUUGCGACUGUGUCGCUUGGUGCUGCUACGGUGUUAGACUUCGACCAGGACAGGGAUAACAUAUCCGCUCCUUUUUCGCGCAUCCUACAGGAACCCCGCUCCUUGCUCAUCACGAUUGGAUCCGCAUACACAGAGCUGCUGCACGGAAUCGCUUCGGUGGAGACGGACACAGAUCUGAACGAAGAGACUGUUGCCAACUGGACUCUUCUUGGUGAGCCUGACAGGUUUGCAGACGGGAAGAGUGAGAGGGAGACGAGGAUCAGUCUCACGUAUCGAGAUGUGCUGAAAGUUAGCAAAGUUGGUACGAAGCUCUUGGGUCUGGGGAGACGAUGA
Messenger RNA from Coniosporium apollinis CBS 100218, 681 nucleotides. RefSeq lists its product as uncharacterized. The coding region runs from base 1 to 681 and encodes 226 amino acids. The transcript has 3 exons. Lineage: Eukaryota; Fungi; Ascomycota; Dothideomycetes. The record is from RefSeq and is a predicted model, not a curated record.